UUUUUAGUUUUUUAAUUUUGAUAUUAAUGUAAGGUCGAUACCUUGAUAAUUCGAAUAUAUUAACAAGUAUUCUUGCAACAUACUGACAACAACUAUCAUAAUUUUGCGCUGAAUUAAUUCGCUUUAAAUUCUUACACGGUGUGCACACGAGGAAAAAAACAGAACGCACGUGAGCAGUAAUACAUUCAUAAAAGUGAGCUUUGAAAAAUGUGUUGAGGUGCAUAAGUCAGUCUGCUUAUCGCUUGCAUAAUGUGAAUCUUCGGGUAAAUGAGUGAUAGAGUUGAGGGUCUUUUAGUGUUAUAGAAGAAUUAACUGACAAACCAGAAAAUACGCAUUUCACUUACUCAGUGUUAUUUGAACGGUUACAAUGUCAUAUCACAAUGUAAUAAUAAUUAAGUACUCCAUUAUUUCUAUAUUUAUUUAUAUCCUUCAUUGAAUAAUAGGACUAAUAUGGCAAUAAAAAAAGAUUAGUGAGUCAAAUGUAGUGUCUUGAAAUUCUUCAAAGUGGCAAUUAUCGUGUACCAAUGAAGAAUAGUGUCAUUGUGCUUCGCAGAAAAGAAAAUAGAUUGAAUUAGCAUCUUCAAGAAUAGAUUUAUUAAGGAUAUUAUAUGACAAAAAACGAUCAAUGCAGUCUCAUUAACUUAUAUUUUUGAUAGCGGUAAUAGUGAUCUUGAGACAGUUUGGAUUUAAUUCUGGUGGGGAUGAAAGGAGUAGAGAACUGUCGUCUACCGUUUGGGUACACUCAAGAAUGCCUGCCGCCUGUAUCUUUAAGAAACAUCUCAUCAGUCGUAUUCAGGUACUUGAAGGUUCAACAAGUACUUGAUAACAUAUAAGUUGACAUAAUUUACGAAUGGUGGAUUACUCAGUACGAAAUCUAAGAUGGAACUGCAUUCAAAUCCAAUGUCUCAAAAAAACAAAGGUACCAAGAAGAGGGCUGAAACGAUUCUAGAAGGAACAAAGAUCAAUGUCGACGGCGAUAGCUAUGGAGUAUUUCGUUCAAAUGAUCCAAUUAUUUCGAUGGACAAUUUGGCGACGACGACGAGUCCACAUGCGUCAGAUGCCCAUCAUAUGGGAGCCGAUCAUCCAACAUCGUAUUGCGAAACGAUGAUGCACUUAUUCAAGGGAAAUGUUGGUUCAGGAAUAUUUGCAUUAGGAGAUGCAUUUAAAAAUGCUGGCUUAUUACUGGGUCCACCACUCACGAUUUUUCUGGGCAUCAUCUGUGUUCACGCGCAACAUAUUCUCAUUGAAUGCAAUGAAAUAGCGUCUAAAUAUGUGGGGAGUUCAACAAAAAAAGAUUCAGUUGGAUAUGCCGGAACAGUGGAGAUGUGUUUUGAAAUUGGCCCGCUACGAUUACGAAAGUAUUCUGUAUUGAUGAGGAAGAUAGUGAACCUAUUUAUAUGCAUAACGCAAUUUGGAUUCUGCUGCGUGUAUUUUGUCUUUAUAUCAACAAAUAUGCUUAAGGUUUUAGACCAGUAUGGAUUCCAAAUAAGUGUUCACUGGCACAUGGCCAUUGCUUUAUUGCCGAUUUUGAUGAGCACCUGGAUCAGAAAUCUUAAAUACCUGGCUCCAGUGUCUUCCAUUGCCAAUCUAUUAGUUGUAGGUGGUUAUGUAGCAACUAUAUACCUCAUGUGUCACGAUUUGCCACCAAUGAGUGAACGUAAAUACAUUGCAGAAUGGCAAUCAAUUCCGCUAUUUUUUGGCACGGUUAUUUAUUCUUUUGAAGCAAUCACUCUGGUUUUACCCCUCAAAAAUGAAAUGAGAAAACCAGGAACAUUUAGCAGUCCUUUGGGUGUAUUGAAUGUUGGAAUGAUUUUUGUUGCUGGUAUGUUUGUAGCUAUGGGUUUCUUAGCUUAUCUGAGAUAUGGCGAAAAAAUCGAAGGCUCUGUUACACUUAAUCUUAAUUCAAAAGAAAUAUUACCACAAUGCAUACAGAUAGCAAUAUCUCUGAGUAUUAUGUUUACGUAUGCUCUGCAGUUUUACGUGCCAAUAGCAAUCAUAUGGCCGGAAGUGGUUAAUAGAUAUGGUCCUUUCCGUUAUCCAGUUUUUGUGGAAACAUGUUUCCGUUCGGUUCUAUGCUUGCUUACUUUUACUUUGGCUGAAGUAAUUCCCAACCUCGGUCUUUUUAUAUCUCUCAUCGGUGCACUGAGCAGUACAGCAUUGGCUCUCUUGUUUCCACCGAUAAUUGAAUUAGUUGUUUGCUCACAAAAUGAUACACUUAGCGGUUUUAAACUUACCAAGGACUUAUUUAUGUUACUUAUAGGAUUUUUAGGAUUUCUUACGGGAACUUAUGAGAGUAUGACAGCUAUUAUUCGCGCAUUUAGUACUAAAGAGUAGAAAUUGAAUGAUAAGAGUCUAAUUCUAAAAAAUAUUAAUAAGAUAAGUAAAAAAAAAAACCAAAAAAAAAUUUAGUAAUAACAUACAAAAAAUAUUCUUACUUAUUUUUAUAUAAAGAAGACUAGUCCAUGAAUUUAUCACAGGGAGUUGUUUUAUUUUAUCGACGUUGUUUGAUUUUAAUUUAUAAUCACGUAUCAGUAAUAUCAGAUGUUGAACGUUGAGCAUGAUAAAAUCGAAAAAAUGUUCCAAAUCUAAUUGAUGCUCUAGUUGUUGCUUCGACAAUCAUUUCAUUUCCAUAUUCGGAGGAACCGUCCAUUUUAGCAGGAUGAUCUAAGAAAAAAGAAUAAAAA
Molecule: messenger RNA, 2684 nt
Organism: Chelonus insularis
Lineage: Eukaryota; Metazoa; Arthropoda; Insecta; Hymenoptera; Braconidae
Product: proton-coupled amino acid transporter-like protein CG1139
Exons: 11
Coding region: 880-2334 (484 amino acids)
Biological process (GO): amino acid transmembrane transport
Molecular function (GO): L-amino acid transmembrane transporter activity
Source: RefSeq, a predicted model, not a curated record